This is a messenger RNA of Linum trigynum, 2698 nucleotides long. The record is from the annotation of a GenBank genome assembly. NCBI's taxonomy places the organism in Eukaryota, Viridiplantae, Streptophyta, Magnoliopsida, Malpighiales, Linaceae.
CUUCAACACUUGUCGUACACCCAUAAAUUAAGGGUAGCUUGUAAUUAGAUUAAUUGUUAGGUUUUGAAAAUAAUUAAAGAUAGAGACUAGGGUUUUUGAAGGAACUAUGAUUCUGCGAUAACUUGUGAUUAACGUAGCCAGAUAGAUUAGAAAGAUAUUUAGGAAUUGAGAGAAAUAAUUAGGGAUUUUGAGAAGAAUAAUUGGGAAAUUGAGAUAGGAAGAAUAGAAUUGGGAAUUAGGGGUUAGGAGAAGAAGAGGGAUAAACUGAAUAUGGUUUGAUUACUGAUUUCUGACCAAAUCCAACGUAAUGACUCAAAUACAUAUUUAUAGGGAAAUAAGCCCAAAAACCUAAUGAUACCCUACUAAUCUACUUGGCACUAAUCGGCUGCCUAACCCCCUAACCACCCCAAUAUUUAUGUUUCCUACAAUUUUGCUAUUACACAGUGUUUAGAAUAGAACCACAAAAAAAUUUGUAGCAUAAUGAAAAUUAUAUUUAUUAAUAGUAGUAGUGUCCCGGGUUUGAAUUACCCAAACUACCACUUAUAUUCCCAUGCGCAAACUACAAACGAGAGUAGUAUAAUGAUUUUUUUUCAAAUUUUAGGGUGUCCCGAACUAUUAAUUAUAUUUUUUUUCUAUACGUAAAUUACCACCGGAAGUUGGAUAAUCGUUUUUUCAAAAUUUAGGGGUGUCAAACCUCCCUGGGUCCGCCCUGCUUACUGCAAUGACUUACUAUUUCCUUGCAUUCCAAGGUAAACAACAUAAUCUACACAUCACCAUUUCAAAAGCAGCAGCUUCCUGGGAAUUCAUUCCUCUUUCGAAAACAAGAAAUGUGACCAUCAUUGUGUAGGUGAAUAGAGGUUUGCUAAUAGCUAUAAGAAGGUGCGACUCUAACUCCUGCAAUGGCUUGAACCUGAACUCUUCUUUUGUUAUCAAGACAACAGAAGAAAUUUUACCAUAUACCUUUAUUUUUAUGUGGUGAAUUAUUCUCGUUGUUACGAAAACAAGGACUGAGAGGUGGGGGUUAAUUGACUAAUAUAUUAAGGUUAGGUAACCUGAUAACAAUUUGGAUUUUGAUAACGGAGCUGAUAGAGACAUGCGGGUUAAUGAUUAAACUAUUAACUUAUAGGUAUAGCUAAUCGUUCCAUUAUCCCUAGAGGCCUAGACUAAUAUUUGGAUCGAUUCAAAUCGAACUAGGUUGAAUAUAAUUCGAUUCGAGUUUAACUUUGAUUAAUUGUAGUCAAUAUAAAAAAAUUGAGCAAAGUUAUAAUUGGACAUAAUCGAAUUGAACCAAACAUAUGUGCUUUUAAUCCAAUUUUACCCUUAUUAUUUCUUCCACGUUUUAUUCAAUCAUAUCGCAAUUCGAUCCAAUCAUGAACCGAAUUCACUCACAUUUCCACCCAAAAAAAGAAAGCUUAAUCGGUUCUUCUUCCGCAACUAAACCAUUUCCAAAUCCAAACAACUUCACUCGCAUUACUACAACUAGUUAUCUCAAAUGCCCUUAUAAUGGAAAAUCACAACUCACUAAGGCUUGAAAACCCUUCCUUUUCCAACAAAUUUUGCAUUAAUUCCACCAACUUCACUCUCAUAAUCAACUACUCCAAUAAUCGAUGGCUUACAAAGAGCCAUCGUUCCAGCUUUGCCAUUCUCACUAAACCAUCUAGAGCUCCUUAAUUUUAACAAGAAAAGCUUUCCCAAACCCCCAAUCUACACAAAAACAAUGUCCCCAAUCACCUCAAUGCUAUCCACUGUUUUCAUUUCCCUCAUAUUUGCUGCAACAUACAUGGCAGCUCCUGCGACUGCCGCGGAACCAAUACCAGCACAACCUGCUGCUGAAGACCCCAUUCUGGAGUUCUACAUGCAUGAUAUUCUCGGCGGAAGCAGCCCCACAGCCAGGCCGAUCACCGGUUUGCUAGGGAACAUCUACAGUGGUCAGGUGCCUUUCGCAAGGCCAGUUGGGUUCGUUCCUCCCAAAGGCGGAGUAGCUAUCCCAAACGCGAAUGGCGCCCUCCCUACUGUCAACAUCAACGGCAUCCCUCUGGGGACGGGCUUGGCUGGAACCCGUUAUGCUGGAGGCCAAGCAAAUGGUCAGAACCAGAACAAUGUUAAUCAGAUUCAGACCCAGCUGGGACCGGAUGGGUUGGGGCUCGGGUUCGGGACCAUCACCGUCAUUGAUGAUAUCCUGACUUCCACCCCUGACUUCGGGUCACAGCAGCUUGGCAAAGCUCAAGGUGUUUAUGUGGCGAGUUCUGCAGAUGGCAGCACCCAGAUGAUGUCGUUCACCGCCAUGUUCGAAGGUGGGGAGUUUGGUGAUAGCAUCAACUUCUAUGGAGUGUACAAGAUCGGCAGCCCCAUGUCGUAUUUGUCGGUCACAGGUGGAACCGGAAAGUUCAAGCAUGCAAUCGGGAGUGCCAAUGUGAGAGGGCUCAUCCCUUCUGGACAGCAUGUCACAGAUGGUGCUGAGACAUUGCUCAGGGUCACCGUUCAUCUGAAGUACUAAACCAAAAAAACAAACAACAAAAAAGGAUCUUGCUUUGUUUUUCUUCCUAACUUUGUCUUGAAUGGAUUGAUGAUGUUUCAAUUUGUUUGAUCUACAUUGUAAAAUGGUUGUGAUUAUCUAUGGUGUGAGCUACAAAGGAAUGAACUUUUCUACUUUUAAAAAGAAGUAUGCGAUGCAGUGAAAUGAAAAUGCGGCUGGAAA